AUGAAUCUAUUUUGCAAUAAAAUAGUGAUAUUACUCCUUUUGGAAGUUAAUCUUCAACUUUUCAGAGGUUUCAUAGUGUCCGUACAAGGCAUUAUCAUUUACCGUGCGGCAUAUUUCGGAAUGUUCGAUACUGCUAAAUAUUACAUUGCUUCUGAAGGAAAGAAACUGAACUUCUUCCUCGCAUGGGCUCUUGCUCAAGUUGUAACCGUCAGCUCAGGCCUAACCUCAUAUCCAUGGGAUACUGUACGUCGACGGAUGAUGAUGCAAUCAGGAAGGUCCGAUGUGCUUUAUAAGAACACUCUCGAUUGUGCCACAAAGAUCAUCAAGAACGAGGGUCUUAAAGCCAUGUACAAGGGUUCAUUGUCGAAUAUUUUCCGUAGUACCGGAGGAGCUCUUGUGCUUGCCAUCUAUGACGAAAUUCAAAAGUAUAUCAAACUGUAG
Molecule: messenger RNA, 441 nt
Organism: Strongylus vulgaris
Lineage: Eukaryota; Metazoa; Nematoda; Chromadorea; Rhabditida; Strongylidae
Source: the annotation of a GenBank genome assembly